Phytophthora sojae is the source of this 3643-nucleotide messenger RNA. RefSeq lists its product as hypothetical. Gene Ontology annotation, biological process: vesicle transport along actin filament; actin filament organization. The record is from RefSeq and is a predicted model, not a curated record. Gene Ontology annotation, molecular function: microfilament motor activity; actin filament binding; ATP binding. Bases 1 to 3603 code for a protein of 1200 amino acids. NCBI's taxonomy places the organism in Eukaryota, Oomycota, Peronosporomycetes, Peronosporales, Peronosporaceae. Gene Ontology annotation, cellular component: cytoplasm; myosin complex; actin cytoskeleton. The transcript is spliced from 2 exons.
AUGGAGGUCGGCGCCCCCGUGUGGGUCUUCGACCGCGAACUGUGGCACGAGGCGGUCGUCGCCGCGCCCGCGGACGCCUCCUCGGGCCUCGUGGAGUGCGCGCUGGAGCCCGAGACCGACGACGAGCACCUGGUCACGCCCGAGGGCGACGACGUCGUGCCGGACGCGCAGGACUUCCAGACGCCGCGCAAGCGCCGCAACUCGCGCCGCAACUCGGUGCGCAGGAAUGUAUCCAUCUCGGCGGACCUGGUGCUGCCGCGCAGCCAGGGGGAGCACUACCACACCGUGCAGGACCUGACCAAGCUCGUGCAUCUCCAUGAGCCAGCGAUUCUGCAGGUGCUGAGACGCCGCUUCUUCCACGGAGAGAUUUACACGAGCACGGGCCAGAUCUUGGUGGCCAUGAACCCGUUCAGAAGACUCGGCAUGUACUCGGACGACACCAAGGACCAGUACUACAACCUGGGCGGCAACGCCGAGGCCGACAAGAGCACGCUGGCCCCGCACGUGUACUCCGUCGCGGACCAGGCCUUCCGGACCAUGCUGGUGCCGCGAUCGAGCGACAAGAAGACGGACCAGACCAUUCUGUCCGAGUGCUACGAACGCCUGGACGGCGUGGACGACGCCGAGUCGUAUCGAGUGACGCGACGAGCCAUGUCGAGUAUUGGCAUGAGCUCCGAUGAACAGCUCAAUGUGAUGAAGAUUGUUUCGGCCGUGCUGCAUUUGGGCAACAUCAGCUUUACGACUGCCACCCGCAACGGUGGAAAGGAUGAUGCCUCUGUCGUGGAUAUGGAUGAAUGUGGUGACAACAUUCGAGCUAUUUGUUCGCUCCUUGGCGUGGAGGUGGAUGUGCUACGCAGCACGUUGUGCACGAAGCAGAUUAAGGCUGGCGCCGAGUUCAUUACGACGAGGCUGCCCGUCGCUCAAGCGCUCUCGACGCGGGACUCGGUAGUCAAGACUCUCUACUCAAACCUAUUUAACUGGCUUGUGGACCGAAUCAACCGCAGUAUCGAGUACAAGGAAGAAGCCGGCGGCAGCCAGUUUAUUGGUGUGGUUGAUAUCUUCGGUUUCGAGAUUUUCGAGCAAAAUCGUCUAGAGCAGUUGUGCAUCAACUACGCCAACGAGAAGCUGCAGCAGUUGUUUGGUCGGUUCGUUUUCCGCAUGGAGCAGGACCAGUACGUGGCGGAGGAGAUCCCCUGGAAGUUUGUGGACUACCCGAAUAAUGAUGUGUGCGUGGCGCUUGUGGAAAAGCGACACAUGGGCAUCUUCUCGUUGCUGGAUGAACAGUGUCUAAUUCCCCGUGGUAACGAUGAAAAACUGGCUAACAAGUACUACGAGCUGCUUGCAGGGAAGCACGAGAGCUUCUCGGUGAGCAAGCUUCAGCGCGCGAAGGGUCAGUUCGUCAUUCACCACUAUGCCGGCGACGUGUGCUACAUGACCGACGGUUUUUGCGAUAAGAACAAGGAUCACAUGCACACUGAGGCGGUGGACUUGCUUCGCACGUCAAAGUUCUCCUUCGUUCGUGCUUGCUUCGAAAACAGUGUGAACGGUGGAGGUAAUAGCCCGAGAAGUGGUCGGACCGAGUCGCGCAGCAGCGAUUCUACUACUCGCCGCCGCUCUGGAGGGGGUAUCAUGUCUUCUACUGUUGUAGCGCAAUUCAAGAGUCAGCUGAGCUCGCUGCUGGAUGUGCUGAACGCGACGGAGCCUCACUUCAUUCGUUGCAUCAAGCCUAAUGACCAGGCAAGCUCGUCGCAGUUCGAUCGAAGGCGUCUCCUAGAGCAACUACGCUGUAGCGGUGUGCUGGAAGCUGUCAAGAUUUCUCGCAGUGGAUACCCUGUGCGUUUUCCUCACGACGUAUUUAUCAAAACGUACAGCUGCAUCCUGUCGCAGGUACCAAAUGCACAGGGGCAGGCAGAGAAAGAAGUGGCAGCACAAAUGGUGGAGAAGCUGGGGAUACUGCUCGACGUCAACACGGAUUCGAAACAUCCUCCUUUCCAGGUGGGUAAGACGAAGGUCUUUUGCGUCCUUGAAGCUCAUCAAGCUCUGGAAGCCAGUCGGUCCAAGGCUCUGUACAAGUCAGUGAUCACGUUGCAGCGCUAUUGCCUGGGUUACUCUGUCCGCACUCGUUAUCAGCGCAAGCGUCGAUCCAGCAUCCGAAUCCAAGCUAUUUGGCGCUCUUGGUCAUGCUGGAACCGGUAUCAGCGCAUCAUUCGUCGUGAACGCGCAGCUCUUACUUUACAAAGGACUACUCGCGGCUUCUUGGCAAGAAAACAGGUCAAGCGUGUUCGUGCAGCUACGAUUAUCCAGUCGUUCGUGCGUGGGUGGCUUGUUCGUCGCGAGUAUUCUGCCAAUACGCUGAGCUUCGAGCACGACGUAUCUUACGUGGGUUCAUUAGAUGAACGCAGCACCACUGCAAGCUCGAUUUCACUAUCUGAGUCAAUCUCGAUGAAGGACCGGAAGAACACAACAAUCUCGUUCCAGAGCUCAGUUACAAGCGACCAGAGCUCCAGUGAGUACAUGGGCGACGACGGAAGCAUCAGCAUCCGCAGCAGCUCUCGUAUUUCCCGAAAGAAGCUGAUCGAGGAGUACGAACCGCCCAAGCAGAUCCAGAACGAGUACGAAAUCGUGUGGGAAUGCGGUCUGCUUGGUCUGUACUUCGAGAGUGACCCUGUUUCUGGCAUGCCCAUUGUCCGUCGUGUGCAUGAAAGUUUGAGCAACUGUGCCGACAUUUUCGAAGUUUCUCGUGGAGACGUUCUUCUCGCUGUGGGCAAGGUGAAGGUGAAGAAGGGCGAUAUCCGCCGUAUUCUGACCUUGCUGCAAGAAGUGCAGAAACCUGUGCGUCUCCACUUCCUCCGCAAUCCGACAGAAUCCUUCCGUCUGCGGUCAGGAUCGCUUGAACUCCUGGGCGAAGAGGAUUACGAAGUGUUGUGGAAGGAGGGUGUACCGCUUGGUCUUGGAUUCCGCCCCGACCCAAGCACUGGAUACCCCUGCGUCCUCCAGUCGCAAGGCAACCAGCUAUUGCCUGGCAUGUUCAACGUCCGUGCUGGUGACCACCUGGUCUUCAUCAACGAGUUUUCAACGCAGGGUGUGCGCUUCCAGAAGGUGAUCGACAUCCUGGAGAGCGGCCCUCGGCCAGCAGUGCUGCGCUUCCGCCACACUGACCUCGUGGAAGAUCCGCACCAGCAGCUUGAUCAAACGAACCCACUGAGCAGCUCGACGCUGUCGAACCCUCAGGACGAUUCGAACUCGAUGGGGAUGUCACGCCUGACGCGGCCAUCUCGUGUGAGCAUGAACCCGAAGAACGACCACUCACUGUACUACAUCACGUGGAAAGAGGAGGACGGUCCGUUGGGCAUCGUCGUCAAGCAGGAGAGCACAAGCUACUACCCGCGCGUGAUCAACGUGAAGAGCGAGGGUGCUGUGACGCGCGAAUCGCAGAAGAACCGAGUGGAGAUUGGCGAUGUCCUGCUGAGUAUCAACAACAACAACAUCAGCAAGAUGGGCUUCGGCGCAGCGAUGAAGCUGUUGCAGAAGGGUCCCAAGCCGCUCCUUCUUAUGUUCCAGCGCCCGCGCACGUCCUUGUCUAUGACGGCGCGGACUCUGUAGUCCUCGUCUUUCGUCGUUGGUGUUAAAUAAUCAAGUUUUG